Somion occarium is the source of this 2666-nucleotide messenger RNA. NCBI's taxonomy places the organism in Eukaryota, Fungi, Basidiomycota, Agaricomycetes, Polyporales, Cerrenaceae. The record is from the annotation of a GenBank genome assembly.
UAGGGCCAAGAGCACGACCCAGUCACUGUGGACAGAGCGUCCUGUUACUCCCCUACAAUUCCGUCCGAGGAUCUCAACCAAUUCUAAGCUACAAGCGACUUCCCCUCUCCCCUCCGAAGCUAUUAACACGAUAGUUGGGAAGAUCAAAGGCAACGUUGAAUAUUGUAUCGUCGGUGAAGAAGGGAUGAUCACGUCUAUCUACCAAGAACCUGUCGACAAGUGGUUCUCGGAAUUCCUUCCGGGAAAAUAUGGUGAAAACCUUAGCUUCGAACCGAAGGAUCUCCCUGAAGAACUCCGGAAUAAGCCAUUCCACUUCAAUGAUAUCAAGAUCGACCACACUGGUGAAAAGUAUCAGUAUAGCGAAAUGGAACUUUGUAGUCUUCUGUGUCCUGUAAUACAAAGUGUCUUCGAUCUUGCCGCCUACAGUUCGACUGAAGAUCCUGGCUACAAUGCGCUACAGAUCAAAGAUACUAGUGUCUGGGAAGAAGAAAGCGAUUGUUCACAAUGUCUCGACUUGUCCGUCCACAAGGUCACUGCAGCUCAGGCCUUUCGUCUCGACGACGCCAGCAAGGCCAAUGUCACUGACGCCCACAGAGCUUUCGUUGGACGUACUGCCUACUCGUGGACUCUGCUUCCUGGGCAGGUUAAGGUGGGGAAAUCUAAAGAAGGUUUUGGUCUGAACCCGAAAAGAUUGAACCUACCAGAUACCGAUGAUGCUUGCGAAACCCGUGGGCAGUUUGCCGAACAUGUCACUGAGAUUCUUUCGAGGCAGCAUCGCCAGUUUACCUUUGCUUUCUACAUCUAUAGGAACUUGGCUCGGCUCUUUGUGGUUGACAGGGUUGCUACUGUCAUGACCCCUCCAUUUGACUACGUCGAAGAUCCCAAGACCUUCUUGAAGUUUUUCUAUCGUCUAGCCCAAGCAGAUGGCGUCGCCCAGGGUUAUGAUCCUACCGUUACUCUCGCAUCGUCUGCUCAUCUACCAACUCUCAGAGAACACAUGGCGAGGGACCACGGGCCGAUCGAGACCCUCAUUCAUGACGCGAUGGACGACGCAUUGCUAUAUGGUGUAUCGUCCAUAUGGCCCCUUUACACGGUAGAAGUCCACGAUGACGAAUCUGGUGAAAAAUCGUAUUUCCUUAUCGGAAAACCUCGAACUCCCUGCUCUUCCAUGUUUGGUCGUGCGACGAAGGGCUUCAUUGCAUUCGAUUUGGUUCAACAUGAUUUUGUCUGGCUGAAAGAUAGUUGGCGUUCGGCCUCGCAGCGCUACCAUCCUGAAUGGGAAGUUUACAGGAAGCUGAAUGCUAAGGGUGUCAAAAACAUUGCUACUAUGCGCUGCGGUGGUGACGUACACGACCCAAAGUUACAAUGUACCCGUACGCAAGAAGCUAUUACUGACCGUUCUCUGAAGAGUAGGAUCCACUGUCGUCUCGUCAUUAACGAGAUUGGACGGCCUCUAGGAACGUAUGAGACAAGUUAUGACCUUAUUUUUAUAAUAGCCUGUGCAUUCAAAGCACAUUCACAAGCUUGGGAGAUGGCCGAAGUGCUUCAUCGGGAUAUCAGCGAUAACAACGUCCUGAUCAUCCAAGAGAAGAUUGAUGGGAAAUACGAGAUACGUGGUAUACUCAUAGACUGGGACUUAUGCAAGUACAAAAAGCAGUUGGAGGAGGAUCGUGUUGCCACAAAUGACGAUCAAUCUGGAACUUGGCAAUUCAUCUCCGCAUUGCGGUUGCAGUAUCCCAGGAAGUUCUGCGAACUGGCGGACGAUAUUGAAUCCUUUUUUCAUCUCAUCACAUGGUGUGCUCUCCGUUACCAUCAGCAUAGCCUUUUGGGCAAGCCAAAAGCUCUCACGAUGCAUGUUAACGAUAUGUUCUUGGAUUGCGCGACUUCGCCGGAAGGCUUACUUUAUGGUUGUGAGGAGAAGUUCAGACUCAUGACAGGGAGCAAACUUGGUUUCAAAAUCCUCCAUGACGAGACUUUCAAGGACGUCAUGAACAAACUUUUGCGCAUCUGUCAAAGUCAUUACCGCAGCCUUGACUGGCAUGACUUGCAACGGUUCCGACCAGCUAGCAUUAGGGAAGCCCAGGAAAAGAAGAAGUCUCAAGCGCAGACUGUGUCAAUGUCACCGUCCUCCUACCAGCGGAGGCUACAGGCGGCUUUGCCGGACAUUCCUGCGGCCAGAGUUUCUUACGGCUACAAGCCUGAUAACUUAAACACGGAGCAAAUUAGUGAACCCACACUGGCCAGCCACAAGUACUUUUUUCAAGUCUUGGGUGACGCUAUCCAGACGCAUGAUGGUUGGGAUCUCGAGCCUAAACCGCUUGGUCGCGACAACUUUGCCGAUCUCCUCGACUUGAACCUCACUGUUGGGCGGCUCACGGUGACCGGAACUACUCAAUCCAAUAUGACUUCAUCCUAAAGGAGAAAACGCUCUGCUCUAGUUCGUAUCUCUAGAAAAAAUAAGGAAGAUGGGAACAUCAUGACAUGUGGUUAGCGUGGAUACAUUUUCGUCCCUGCUGGGGGUGCGCGAUGUGGACGCCGACCUGGAAGACGAAGUGCGAGUGGAAACUGACUUUAGAGGCCGCUCAUUAAGAGAAGAUGCGAAUCUAUGUAAUAUACGAGUAUGGUAUAAGAAAAACAUUCUGCUGGCAAGCCCAUGUUUGUCUUUG